AUGCGCGGCGCACUGAGGUGUAGUGCCACUGCUCGCCAUCCUCGAUUGUUACGGCCAUCGGCGGAUGGCGGUAGAUUUGCGAGGACGCUUCGGACGAGCGCAACACCACAGGGCUUGAGGACAGGCUUAUAUUGCCGACAGACACAACAAGCCCUCACGGUCCAAGGCGCCAACUUAUCGACGUCAUGUUUUAACCGAUCGCGGUCGAUGGCAACAGUAGUCGAUGCUGAACCUAUACACGGCGGAGGUCCAAUUCCAGAGUAUGACAGAAGAGUACAGGCGGGCAAAUUGCGAAACGAUGAACACCAAAGAGGGAUCAUACAGAAUUUCCAAAACUUGUAUCAUGAGUUGGAGAAAUAUGACGCCCCGCCUGUCCAGCACCCCAGCAUCGAAUCCCUCAAGCCCACGAAGAAGUCAAUAUUCUCGUCGCUUUUCGGCGCAGGUGGCAGCAGGUCGGCUACUGGGGAUAUCCCUAACGAUCUUCCGAGGGGCUUGUAUCUCUAUGGUGACGUGGGUUGUGGCAAGACCAUGUUGAUGGAUCUGUUAUACCAAACUCUGCCUCCAUCUGUCAAGUCAAAAAAUCGAAUUCAUUUCAACAACUUCAUGCAAGAUGUACACAAGCGACUUCAUAGAUUCAAAAUGGAGCAUGGAAACGACAUUGAUGGGGUACCAUAUAUCGCGGCCGACAUUGCUCAACAGGCAAAUGUGCUCUGUUUCGACGAAUUCCAGUGCACAGAUGUAGCAGAUGCAAUGAUUUUGAGACGACUCCUUGAAUCUCUCAUGGCAAACGGUGUAGUCCUGGUAACAACUUCCAACAGACACCCUGACGAGCUGUACAAGAACGGUGUCCAGCGGGAGUCAUUCAUCCCCGCCAUCGAACUUCUCAAGAACCGCUUGCAUGUCAUAAAUCUCGAUUCGCCAACCGAUUACCGAAAGAUCCCUCGACCUCCAUCUGGUGUGUACCACACGUCACUCGACAGCCAUGCGCACGCACACGCCGAGAAAUGGUUCCGGUUCCUCGGCGAUCCUGAACAGCCUGAACCUCGACCCGAGACGCAAAAGGUCUGGGGUCGUGAGAUUUAUGUUCCUCGAGUCAGCGGACGAGCGGCAUGGUUCACCUUUGACGAAUUGAUUCGACAACCAAAAUCUGCCGCUGAUUUCAUUGAGCUGGUUCGGGCUUAUGAGGCAUUCAUUGUAACCGAUAUUCCCGCAAUGACUCAUCAGCAGCGAGAUCUCGCGCGUCGCUUCAUCACAUUCAUCGAUGUUGUGUAUGAGGGUAACGCCAAGCUUGUCCUGACUGCAGAAAAACCCCUUUCAGAACUCUUUGUCUCCCGAGAUGAGAUUGCUGAAAGCCUCAUGAAACAGGGGGUGAAGCACGAGCACGCGGAGGAUGCUGCUGCCAAGCAUGAUCUGGUACAUAGUGUUGACAAGCUCAAAGACUCAAAUCUCUUUGCGAGUUCUGAGGAGGCAUUCGCAUUUGCUCGUGCGCUAAGUCGACUACGGCAUAUGGAGAGUAAAGAAUGGGUAGAAAGGGGAAUGGGCCUUGAAGCUCAAGGCGGAAAGUUGGAUAAAGAUAACUGGACCAAGGCGAGAAGUCGUCAGAUGGAAGAUUCUAUGUGA
Fusarium fujikuroi IMI 58289 is the source of this 1620-nucleotide messenger RNA. Its product is annotated as putative AFG1-ATPase family protein. The record is from RefSeq and is a predicted model, not a curated record. Gene Ontology annotation, biological process: protein quality control for misfolded or incompletely synthesized proteins. The transcript is spliced from 3 exons. The coding region runs from base 1 to 1620 and encodes 539 amino acids. NCBI's taxonomy places the organism in Eukaryota, Fungi, Ascomycota, Sordariomycetes, Hypocreales, Nectriaceae. Gene Ontology annotation, cellular component: mitochondrion; cytoplasm. Gene Ontology annotation, molecular function: ATP hydrolysis activity; ATP binding.